This is a messenger RNA of Pyricularia grisea, 3153 nucleotides long. RefSeq lists its product as uncharacterized. Gene Ontology annotation, biological process: cellular response to unfolded protein; protein refolding; endoplasmic reticulum unfolded protein response. Gene Ontology annotation, molecular function: ATP-dependent protein folding chaperone; ATP binding; heat shock protein binding. Gene Ontology annotation, cellular component: endoplasmic reticulum lumen; nucleus; cytoplasm. The transcript is spliced from 5 exons. The coding region runs from base 245 to 2242 and encodes 665 amino acids. The record is from RefSeq and is a predicted model, not a curated record. NCBI's taxonomy places the organism in Eukaryota, Fungi, Ascomycota, Sordariomycetes, Magnaporthales, Pyriculariaceae.
GCGUUAGUGGUUGCGACUGUGAUAUAAUAAUUCCUUCCGCAAAGGCUCACAACCUUUUUUGAAUUUGAAUUCUUUUUCCAUUCUCCAUUGACGCCUUGCCUAUCCAGUCUUUGGUAGCGUAGGAUUGCACGACAAGCGUAAUACGCUGCUUAUUUCACUUUGGGGUUUUAUUUCUUGUCCUACCCGACGCACAUCAUACAAAGCCUCCGUUCUCAAACUCAGAUACAGAGCAAAGGCUUCCACCAUGAAGUCCGGCUCAAGGAGCUCCAUGGCCAUUGGCCUGGGCAUGGUUUUCUGGCUAUGCCUUCUUUUCUCACCCCUCGCGUUUGUCAAGACAGCAAACGCGCAAGAUGCGGACAGCUAUGGCACUGUCAUUGGUAUUGAUCUGGGCACGACAUACUCUUGUGUCGGUGUCAUGCAGAAGGGCAAGGUUGAGAUUCUCGUCAACGACCAAGGAAACCGUAUCACCCCCUCAUAUGUCGCCUUCACCGACGACGAGAGGCUAGUAGGAGAUGCCGCCAAGAACCAGGCCGCCUCGAACCCGUUCAGGACCAUCUUCGACGUCAAGCGUCUUAUCGGCCGCAAGUACACGGACAAGGAUGUCCAGCAAGAUAUCAAGCACUUCCCCUACAAGGUUGUGAACAAGGGAGGAAAGCCCGUUGUUUCGGUCGAGGUCAAGGGUGAGACCAAGCAGUUUACCCCCGAGGAGGUCUCGGCCAUGAUCCUUGGCAAGAUGAAGGAGGUCGCCGAGUCCUACUUGGGCAAGAAGGUUACCCACGCCGUCGUUACCGUUCCCGCCUACUUCAACGACAACCAGAGGCAGGCCACCAAGGAUGCCGGUGUUAUUGCCGGUCUCAACGUCCUUCGUAUUGUCAACGAGCCCACGGCUGCCGCUUUGGCGUACGGCCUGGACAAGACCGGCGAGGAGAACCAGAUCAUCGUCUACGACCUUGGUGGUGGUACCUUCGAUGUCUCCCUUCUUUCGAUCGACAACGGUGUUUUCGAGGUCCUGGCCACCGCUGGUGACACUCACCUUGGUGGUGAGGAUUUCGACCAGCGCAUCAUCAACCACUUUGUCAAGCUCCACAACAAGAAGCACAACGUCGACGUCACCAAGGACGCCAAGGCGAUGGGCAAGCUCAAGCGCGAGGCCGAGAAGGCCAAGCGUACUCUCUCGUCGCAAAAGUCGACUCGUAUCGAGAUCGAGUCGUUCUUUGACGGCAAGGACUUCUCCGAGACCCUGACCCAGGCCAAGUUCGAGGAGCUGAACAUGGAUCUGUUCAAGAAGACGCUCAAGCCCGUCGAGCAGGUUCUCAAGGACGCCAAGCUGAAGAAGGAGGACAUCAACGACAUUGUGCUCGUUGGUGGUUCUACCCGUAUCCCCAAGGUUCAGGCUCUUAUCAAGGAGUUCUUCAACGGCAAGAACCCCUCCAAGGGUAUCAACCCCGAUGAGGCUGUCGCUUUCGGUGCCGCUGUCCAGGCUGGUGUUCUGUCGGGUGAGGAGGGUACUGGCGACGUCGUUCUCAUGGACGUCAACCCUCUUACUCUGGGUAUUGAGACCACCGGAGGUGUCAUGACCAAGCUUAUCCCCCGUAACACCCCUAUCCCCACUCGCAAGAGCCAGAUCUUCUCGACUGCGGCCGACAACCAGCCCGUCGUCUUGAUCCAGGUCUUUGAGGGCGAGCGUACCAUGACCAAGGACAACAACCUUCUGGGCAAGUUCGAGCUCACUGGUAUCCCACCCGCACCCCGUGGCCAGCCGCAAAUCGAGGUCUCUUUCGAGCUUGAUGCCAACGGAAUCCUCAAGGUGUCGGCCCACGACAAGGGUACCGGUAACACCGAGCAAAUCACCAUCACCAACGACAAGGGCCGUCUCACCCCCGAGGAGAUCGACCGCAUGGUUACUGAGGCCGAGAAGUUCGCUGAGGAGGACAAGGCUACCCGUGAGCGCAUUGAGGCUCGCAACGGUCUUGAGAACUACGCUUUCAGCCUCAAGAACCAGGUCAAGGACGAGGAGGGUCUUGGUGGCAAGAUUGACGACUCCGACAAGGAAGCUCUUCUCGACGCUAUCAAGGAGGCCACCGAGUGGCUUGAGGAGAACGGUGCUACCGCCGAGGCUGCCGAUUUUGAGGAGCAGAAGGAGAAGCUCUCUGGCGUUGCUUACCCCAUUACCAGCAAGCUGUACAGCGGCGGCGCCGGUGGUGCCGACUCUGAUGAGCCUCGCUCUCACGACGAGCUAUGAUGUGAUACCACUAAGCUUAUAAAUGAUUGGCGUUGGGUCUGUGCACUCGCGUUUCGUGGGUAUUUAGUUUCGCUUGUCAUAAAAGAAUAAAGAGCAUUUCGAUUUUUUUUUCUACUAGGUUUAUGGUAUGCACAAAUAUUACUUCAUUUUUGUUGACUUUGUUUAACUACUAUUUGACCCUGGUGUUGGUAUGGUUGUUGUCUAUAUUCGGAGACACUGUUACAUGUGAUAAGGAGGUUUAUACUUCGCAGGUAAUGAUCUGGUCCGAAAUAUCAGAAUCAGACCAUUGAAACGAAGACAAUUUCUAGGUCUACUCUUUAUUGUGAGUUCUACGAGAGAUCGGAGCUUGCGAAACAAAAACAAUGUGGCUAACGACAGCUACAGGGACUACCACACGCACAGGACAUGACUAGGACGAGUACUUUUCCUACUUCUAAUCACUUUGACAUUUUACUGUCUCUGUCAUCAGGCAUGCGGCCAAGGCGACCUCGACGCAGACACAAUAUUACUUGCUGCUUAUAUUGGGGCCACAUACAGCAACUGAUACGGACGGGUCACUAUCAAGAGAAUAUCUGACUGAGCCUAUGACAAGUCAAUACUCUCCUUGGGUGAACAGGGGCGGGACCCUGAGACAAUCACUAUCCUUGGGGGUCCAUUGCUUGGCAUAACAUCCGGCGGUGAACCGGCUUCCUGUUCGGUUUCCAUCGAGCCUAAGGCAGCCCACUCGAGCCCUAAGCAAGUCCCACUUGGCAAUAUAACCUCCACUGACACUCCCGUCUCCAACAACAAAUGAUGGGAUAUCCAUCUCACGGGGAUAUGGUUUAGUGGUAUAAUGCUUCCUUAGCAGCUUAAAGUUGUAAUAAUUGGAAGAGGUCCCGAGUUCGAUUCUUGGUGUCUCCAUUGUUAUCACA